Molecule: messenger RNA, 1950 nt
Organism: Pipistrellus kuhlii (Kuhl's pipistrelle)
Lineage: Eukaryota; Metazoa; Chordata; Mammalia; Chiroptera; Vespertilionidae
Product: cytosolic 5'-nucleotidase 1B
Exons: 11
Coding region: 1-1890 (629 amino acids)
Biological process (GO): adenosine metabolic process; nucleotide metabolic process
Cellular component (GO): cytoplasm; cytosol
Molecular function (GO): 5'-nucleotidase activity; magnesium ion binding; nucleotide binding
Source: RefSeq, a predicted model, not a curated record
AUGAGUCAAACAUCUCUGAAACAGAAAAAGAAGAAUGAUUCUACACCAAAAUACACAAAAGACAAUCUAGAAACAGAGAAAAGACGGGAAUCUGAAAAAUCAGUUCGCCUCAGCUCUCAGAUGAGGCGUGCAGUCAAUCCGAAUCACUGGCUGAGAUGUUGCCCCAUGCGUCCUCAUCUGUCGUGUAGACACUGCCUUAGUGCAGCUGAGGGAACAGUCCUUCCUGGCCCCUGCCGCACAUUACGAAUUUAUAUUCACAUGUGCCUGUUUUCGAAUCAGGGCCAGCAGGUCACCAUGAUCAGGGGAUCGCAAGAAGUACUGCCGAAGACAGAGUCUCGAGGGUACGUCGUGCGAAACCAGUGGUCUGGAACUUCACGGAACACAACCCCCAGAGUCCCAUCCGUAGAAGAACAAAGAAGCAAGAGCGGCAAUCUUAAGGUAGAGAUCCCCACAAGUUCCACCACCUCCCGGACUUCCUCCACCUCCCACAGCCAGACGGAGUCCCAGCACGAGCUAUCAGACCACGCCACCCCGUCCACGCCGCCGGUGCUGCGCACGCCACCCACACCGCGCACGCCACCCACGCCGCACACGCCACUCACGCCCGUGGACUCCAAUCCUUGCACGCCCCCGGAGCCCCAGCCUCAGCCCCAGCCUCAGCCCUUGACCCGGCGCAGCAUCAAGAUGCAUGAGGCCCAUGACAACUGGAGCCACAGCAUGAUACGUGACACGAGGGACUCCCGGGAGCCACAGCAGCGGGAUUACCCGCGCACGCCUCCCCUGGAAUGGAAGCCCUACCCUCAGCGCCGGAACACCUACAACUCCCAGGACCGGGACUACAUGGCUGACAUGGCCCGGCCGCGGGAUGAUGACGACGACGACGAGGAGGCCUAUUGGUCAUCAGUGAGGACACUGUACGAGAAGAACCCGGGCUGCUCACGCCCCCGGCCGGCCAAACCCAAGCACGCCCUCACCAUCGCUGUGUCCUCCCGGGCUCUGUUCAACAUGGUGGACGGCAGGAAAGUCUACGAGGAGGAGGGCCUGGAAAAGUACAUGGAGUACCAGCUCUGCAACGAGAAUGUCAUCCUGACGCCGGGACCCGCCUUCCGCUUCGUCAAGGCCCUGCAGCAUGUCAAUGCUAGACUCCGCGAUCUGUACCCUGAAGAACACGAAUUAUUUGAUAUUGUACUGAUGACUAAUAACCAUGCCCAAGUGGGAGUGCGGCUUAUAAACAGCGUCAAUCACUACGGCUUGCUCAUUGACCGCUUCUGUCUGACCGGUGGGAAAAGUCCUGUCGGCUAUUUGAAGUCAUAUCUUACCAACUUCUACCUGUCUGCGGACUAUGAAAAAGUCCAAGAAGCACUACAAGAAGGGAUCGCCGCUGCAACCAUGUUUGACACAGGCAAAGACAUGUCUUACUGUGACUCGCAGCUCCGUGUGGCUUUUGAUGGAGACUCUCUCCUCUUCUCUGAGGAGACGGAAUAUCCUACCAAGGAGCACGGGCUGGAGAAAUUCUUUCAACAUGAAGCACAAUGUGAGACGAAGCCUAUUGUUCAGGGUCCCCUGAAGUGCUUUCUGGAAGAAUUAGGCAGACUGCAAAAGAAGUUCUUUGCCAAAGACCAACGGUUAUGUUGUCCUAUCAGGACCUACCUGGUUACUGCCAGAAGCGCAGCCAGUUCGGGUGCCCGAGUGCUGAAAUUGCUUCGCCGCUGGGGUCUAGAGAUAGAUGAAGCCCUUUUCCUUGCAGGAGCCUCCAAAGGUCCCAUCUUGGUGAAAAUUCGGCCCCACAUCUUCUUUGAUGACCGCAUGUUCCGUAUUGAAGGGGCCCAGAAAUUGGGCACCAACUCCCCUCAUGUACCGUAUAGCUUAACUCAAAAAAUGAACAAUUAGAGAUGGGGAGGAGAAAUAAAGCAGUGAGUCUGGUAUCACAGAAGCCACUUCUUGUGGAUC